Molecule: messenger RNA, 8571 nt
Organism: Callithrix jacchus (white-tufted-ear marmoset)
Lineage: Eukaryota; Metazoa; Chordata; Mammalia; Primates; Cebidae
Source: RefSeq, a predicted model, not a curated record
CAGCCUGCGUCGUCUGGGCCGGCAACUUCCGUGCUGGGCCGGAUGUGAGGGUAAAGCCAUGUUCUCCUCAGCACAGACGGGGCAGAACAGGGUGGGGCGGCGCCGCCUCGCUUUGGGACAACUCGAGUCCAUGUCCGUGACCCCCCAGCGGUUGUUGCUGCGCCAGAUCUGCAGCUUCACAGAAAACACCCCAAUGUCUUUCAUCCAAAACAGGGAUCCCUCCCAGGAAUCUGGUGGACAGUAACCAACUCUGGUGACAUUUCAGGAACCAUAGCCAUUGAAAUGGAUGAGGGAACCUAUAUCCAUGCACUCGACAAUGGUCUUUUUACACUGGGAGCUCCACACAGAGAAGCGCCUGUCCCCAGCCCAGGGAAGGAGAGAUAUUUGUUACCUGGAAAGAUGACCAGAGUGAUCAGUGAAGACUCAUCAGCGCCCAGUUUUUUGACCCCACACCAGUACUUCCCAGCGUCUUUCAGGGUGAGGUCCCGCAGGGUCACAGUGAACAAGAGCUCCUGGCGGCUGUCACAGAUGGACACCCUGCCCUCCGUUGUCUCCUGGCCUUCUCCCGCAUAGAUGGUGCCAGUGCAGCGAGAUGAAGAGGCUGACUUCCCUGCCCCAGUACUUCUGGUGGUCUCUCAGCUCUUCUCCGUAGGUGCACUUCAGGGACACAGUGUCCCCUUCGAACCCGCUGAUUUCCUUUGGGCCCUCCAGGGCUUCAUAACCUAAAAUCACAGCAGGAGUGGAGGUUGGAAUAACCAGGAUCCAUGCACCAAGGUCAAGGCCAGAGCUUCCAUUUUAAGAGAAGGAAGGAAGGCUUUUCUUAGUCACCCCUUCUGGGGACAGGCUUGGAAAGGCCAGUACUCCUCUCCUGCUCUGGGGCAGGGCUGCUGCUGUUCCUAACCCUGGCCCAUUGAGGAAUGGGGUGGGGAGGGGCGUUGUAGAUUCAGAUAGAAUCUGAGAGCCAGAUAGCCAGGAGGGUUUCUGGUUUUUGUUUUGUUUGUAGACAGGAUCUCACUCUGUUGCCCAGGCUGAAGGGCAGGGUGCUCAUGGCCCACUGUAGCCUUGACCUCUGGGACUCAAGAGAUCCUCCCACCUUAGCCUCCCACUAGCUAGGACUAUAGGCGUGCACCCCCAUGCCUGGCUAAUUUUUUGUUUUUGUUUUUGUUUUCAAAGAGAUGGGGGUCUCACUAUUGCCAACUGAACAACUGGCAUCAGUUGUAGGAUGCAUCCUGAUUUUCAGUGUUAAAAGGAGCAUGGGGAGGUGCCCCGCCAUCACAGCAUCUGGAAGAGGCAGUGGGGCAAAAGAUCUGGACAGAUCACCAGGCUGGUGGCAUGUGCCAGCGGGGCUUUCUGCUCACAGAAGGAAGCAUCAAGAGUGGGGAAGAUGUGUCCUCAGCAAAGACGAAUGAGCCACAAGACGGGAAGAUUUGGAUUCCUGAGCUACCACUUGGAAGACAGCUGCCCUGGACAGCCACCAAACGUGCAGCAGACUUGGUCUGCUCUGAAUGCACCUUGACUGAGCCUUGGCUGGCUGAGGCAAAUCCUGCUCUGGGGUUCCAGCCACAUCUGGGUCAACUUUGUCCUCACCGCACCUGCCCUGUCCUGGGAUGCAGCCUCUCCCAGCACUCCUGCUGCAAGCUCUCAUUCACCCAAACAUCUCUCUCUGCUUAUCUUUUCUUCUAAUUUGCUUGCCCAAAUAUCCUCUAGGCUAAAAGACAGGGUCUUGCUGUGUCACCCAGGCUUAAGUGCAGAGACGCUACCAUGGCUCACUGCAGCCUCGACCUCCUGGGUUCAAGCAAUUCUGCUUCAGCCUCCUGAGCAUCUGGGACUACAGAUGAGCACCACUACAGCCAGCUACUUUUCGCAGUAUUUGUAGAGACAGGGUUUUGCCAUAUUGCCCAGGCUGGUCUUGAACUCCUGGGCUCAAGCGAUCUACCUGCCUCAGCCUCUCAGAGUCCUGGGACUACAGGUUUUGGUAUCAAUACUAUUAUAAAAAGAACUUUGAAGAUUUCCUUCUAUUUCUACGUUCUAGAAGAAAUAAGUUUUGUUCCUUAAAUGUUUGGUGAAGUUCUCCUGCAGAACUAGCAGGGCCUAGCGCUUUCUGAGGGAACAGUUGACAGCUCUACUGUAUUAAGAUUGACCUAUUAAUAUUUUAUCUUUCUUUUGAGGUAGUUUUGGUAAAUUUUAAUAAUAAUAAGGUUCCUGGCCUAAUGAAAGCCUCUGACCUCAGUGAUGGCAUCAAGAUUACAACACCCCAGUAAUACAGUAUGUACUUUUUCGUGUUUGGCUUUUUUCAUUCAGUCUGUCUAUCUAUUAUCUAUCUAUCUAUCUAUCUAUCUAUCUAUCUAUCUAUCAUCUAUCUAUCUAUUUUUUGUGAUGGAGUCUUGUUCUGUCACCCAGGCUGGAGUGCAAUGGCAUAAUCUCAGCUCACUGCAACCUCCACCUCCCAGAUUCAAGUGAUUCUUGUGCCUCAGCCUCCCGAGUAGCUGGGAUUAUAGGUGCCCACCACUACACCUGGUUAACUUCUAUUUUUUUUUUGAGAUGGAGUCUUGCUCUUUCACCCACGCUGGAGUGCAAUGGUGUGAUCUCAGCUCACUGCAACCUCCACUUACCGGGCUCAAGCUAUUCUCCUGCCUCAGCCUCCUGAGUGGCUGAGAUUACAGGUCCCCACCACCACACCUGGCUAAUUUUUUGUAUUUUUAGUAGAGAUGAGGUUUCAGCAGGUUGGCCAGGCUGGUUUAAAACUCCUGACCUCAGGUGAUCCACCUGCCUCAGCCUCCCAAAGUGCUGGGAUUACAUGUGUGACCCACUGCAUGCAGGCCAGUCAAUCUAUUUUGAUGUUCCUCCAUGCUGUUGCAUGGUAGGGGUAGCCUUUGAGUAGUAGCUUCUUUUUAUUGGCGAGUAAAUAUACCAUUGUAUGGAUAUACCACAUGUGAAUGGUGGAGCACUUGAAGGGAGCACCCUAGCCCCUUUGGCUCCUUCCGCCACAUGAGGACACAGCGUUCAUCCCUUUAUGCCUGUCUUUCUCUUCCACCGUGUGAGGAUACGUUUCCAAUGCUAUCAGUGAGGAACAGGCCCUCACCAGACACUGCACCUGCUGGCCCCUUGAUUUUGGACUUUCUGGCCUCUACAACUGUAGGCAGUAAAUUUCUAUUACUUAUAAAUUACUGUGGUACUUUGUUUAGUAGCAGGAACUGACUAAGACAGGUUUGAAUUUGCAUUUCCCUGAUGACAAGUGAUGUUGGAUAUGGGCUUUCUCAUAUGCUUAUUGGUUAUUUGUAUAUCUUCUUUUGUGAAGUGUAUGUUCAUAUCUUUGCCUGUUUUUUGAUUGGGGCGUUAGUCUUUUUUCUUUUUUUCUUUUUUUUUGCCCAGCCUGGAGAGCAGUGGCACAAUCAUGGCUCACUGUAACCUCUGCUUCCCAGGCUCAAGUGAUCCUCCUACUUCAGUCUCCUGAGCAGCUGGGAGUACAGGCACAAGCCAACACACCCGGCUAGUUUUUGUAAUUUUAGUAGAGACUGGGUUCUGCCAUGCUGCUCAGGCUGGUCUUGAACUCCUGGGCUCAAGUCAUCCACCCGCCUUGAACACUCAAAGUGUUGAGAUUACAGAUGUGAGCCACUGCACCUGGUCCUAUUUUCUUAAUAGUGUUUUUUUUUUUUUUUGAAAUGGAGUCUCACUGUCGCCCAGGCUGGAGUGCAGUGGUGUGAUCUUGGCUCACGGAACCUCCCCCUCCUAGGUUCAAGCGAUUCUCCUGCCUCAGCCUCCUGAGUAGCUUGGACUACAGGCACGUGCCACCACGCCAGGCUAAUUUUUUGUAUUUUUAGUAGAGACAGGAUUUCACCAUGUUAGCCAGAAUGGUCUCAAUCUCCUGACCUUGUGAUCUGCCUGCCUCGGCCUCCCAAAAUACUGGGAUUACAGGCGUGAGCCACUGAACCCAGUCAAUAGUGUUUUUUGAUGAGCAGAAGUUUUAAAUUUUGAUGAGGUCCAUUUAUUAAUUGUUGUUAGGGUCCAUGUCUUUUCUUUUUUCUUUUUUUAGAGAUGGAAUCUCUUUUUGUCACCCAAGCUGAAGUGCAGUGGACCGAUCAUAGUUCACUGCAGCCUUGCACUCCUGGGCUCAAGCAAUCCUCCUGCCUCAGCCUCCUGAGUAUGUGGGAUAUAGGCUUAUGCCACCAUGCUUGGCUUUUUUUGUAUCCAUUCUAAAAAAUCUUUGUAUACCUCAAGACUUAAAAGAUACCCUCCUGUUUUCUUCUAGUAGCUUUAUCAAUUUGCUUUGUGUUUAGGCCUAUGAUCUCUCUUAAAUUGUGUUUUGAAUAGGGUGUGAGGUAGGGAUUGGGUCCCUUCACACACAUAAAUAUCUAUAUCUACUUGUUCCAAGACCACUUCCUGGUGCUCUUGUCCAAAAUCAUUUGACUCCGUAUCAGAUGGUUCUCAUUAUCGCUCCAACACUAAGCAUUGCAGCUAAAAAUGUGCCUCAUGUGGUCUCAGACCAGUGGCAUCACAUCACCUGGGAGCUUGUUAGAAAUUCAGAAUCUGGCACCACCCCAGCCUUACACAACCCCCUAGUGAGUCUCAGGCACAUUACAUUUUGAGGAGCAAUGGUGUGGAUAAUUUUUGAGGAAUGAGGGGAAACAUCAUCAUGACAUUUGCUGCCUCUCACAGCUCCCCAUGCACAGCCUGAGGGGCCUGCCAACCCAUUUUCCCUGGUUGCUGUGCAGGGCUAGAUUUACUUCCAGAUUUAACCUUCGGGUCCACCUCUCCUGACAUGUGCUUUGUUCUUCACUGCUGGGAUUGAGGGAAGGGGGCCCCUCACUCACCCACUCUUCAGCUCUAAUACCCACAACCACCUGCUCCCUCGCCCGGCAGUUCCUCUGCUCUCCACCGUACACAUCCUUCCACCCCAACCUCAGUUUUCUCAGUUGCAGAACCAAAAUAAUAAUGGUCUUGAUAUCAGGCUACGGUGAGGAAGUGGUCUGAGAAGUACCUGGGCAUGGGGACAGCACAAUGGAAGUCAGUUACGGUCAUGGCCAUUUCAGGGCUUUCUCCAGUAAAGCCCCUGGAUGCUGGUCGCCUUUGCCAUGCAGCCCCACCCCCUCUGCAGCCGGGCAGACUGGAGUCCCCCUUCUCUCCAGCCUGACUUCUCCUCCCUUGCUCUGAGCCCCCAGGGCAGCGUCCACGGAUAAAUCUUUCCCAGCGUGUUGCAUUGUUACAGCAAGUUGCCUUCGCAUCCCACCGCCCCCCCGCCCCGGCUCGGGAGAUCCUCAAACCUAGGAUCUCUGCCUUGGUCGUCUUUGGAGCCCCGGCCCCUGGCACAGCGCCUGGCACCUGGAGGGCGCUCAAUAAAUGUUUGCGAAAUCGAAUUAUCUGUUGAACAGGUGUCCACCCCGCCAUUCGCGGAGGGUGGGUCGUGCGGGCGGAAGGAAAGGCUGGUUGUGUGCCAGGGCGGGGGGACACCGGCUGGGAGCUCGGGGAGCGGGAGAGUGGGAGGAAGUACGAGCCCUGCCCGGGGGGCGGCGGUGCCAGACGCGGAGGGCGGCCUCCGCUCCUCCCCCGCCUCCUACCCCUGCCGCGCCUCCUCCGGCUCCGUCACCCCCGCCCGGGCUCGGGGCACCCGCGCGGCUCCCGGUCGCGGAGCACACAACCCGGCGCGACGAGGUAGGAGGCGGCGCGGGGAGCGGACGAAGGAGCUGGGCGCCGCGGCCGGAGCGGCCGGAGACCGGACGGAGACCCUCCCCUCGAGCUCCCAAGCAGCCUCCCGGCCCACCGAGCCCCCCGCGGGGGUCUCAGACCCGCCCCUCGGGCCGCGCCCCUCUCCGCCCGCGCCUGCCCCCCGCGCGCCCCCAGCUCCGCGCCGCUCCGCGUCUUCCGGGACAGCCCUCCGAAGUCCCCCGGGGUCGCUGCUCCUGCGCCCAGCGCGCUCCCUGUUCGUCCCACAGGUUCCUUCCGAGAGCAAGCGGGAGUCAGUGCGCGGCCGCCUGCGGCGAGCAGCCGAGGAUGAGUCCAGAGUGACGGCGCGGGCGGGGGCGGGGCGGAAGCGGGGCGGUGUCUGGAGGGUCCGGGGCGGUUCUUACGCCUGUUAGUGGCACCGGGGCUCCGCGCUGCGGGCUGGCUCCAUGUUUGCGGAAUGAAUCAAUCAUGACUCUCCUUCCCUUUCGAAGGAGGACUUUUUGAGGUGGUCCACGUGCUGCAGACCACCUUCGGGGGGCUGCUGAGAUGGGGCUCCCGCAGGUCUUCCCCUCCUCUCUGCACCCCAGUCUGGAGGCUCCCUUUGGGUUGGGUUUUGGGGGUCAGCGACGGGGGGCUUGUAGGCCCAACCAGGUAGCUGUGGAAGGUGGGUCCCAGAGGGAGACUUGAACCAGGCCUCUUACAAGGUUACAGCGAAGGGGCGCACUACAGAGGACAGCAGACACUGUCAGGCAGGCUCACUUGGCACCUCCAAGGCCAGCCUGGAAGAGCGCGCUGGAAUAUGGAUUUUGACCCACCCCUGACUGAACCCCUCCAUGCGCCUGUUUCUUCAUCAGCAAAAUGGGAACAUUAGCAGUCAUUUCUCAGGACUUUGUGCAGACAAAAACUUUAUCAUAGAAAUCACCCCACACGAUGCUUGGCACACUGAGGACUCAGCAUAUCUGAGCUUUAUUUCCUUCCUCUGAAAAGUGUGAGCAGAGGAGUUAUUUGUUCCCAUCCUCUCUGUCCACCCUGGUCUCAGAGAACACAGUGGAUGUGUAGUCACUGUUGAAUAAAUAUGCUUGAUGGAGCUUCAAUACCCAUCCCGCCCCCUUUCUCCCAGAAUCUGCAGGGAGAGGUCAGGACGUGUGGACGGACACCAGCAUGCCUGUGCUGUCGGAGGACUCUGGUUUGCAUGAAACCCUGGCCCUGCUGACCUCCCAGCUCAGACCUGACUCCAGCCACAAGGAAGAGAUGGGCUUCCUGAGGGAUGUUUUCAGCGAAAAAAGCCUCAGUUACUUAAUGAAGAUUCACGAGAAGCUUCACUAUUACGAAAGGCAAAGUCCAACCCCAGUUCUGCACAGCGCCAUGGCCCUCACUGAGGACCAGGCUGUGCUCAUGGUACAUGACACGGUUGCCCAGAAGAAUUUUGACCCCGUUCUCCCAUGUCUGCCUGAUAAUAUCGAUGAGGAUUUUGAUGAGGAAUCGGUGAAGAUCGUCCGUCCGCUUGGUGAAGAACAAGGAACCCUGGGUGCCACCAUCCGGCGGGAUGAGCAUUCAGGGGCUGUUGUGGUGGCCAGAAUUAUUCGAGGAGGCGCAGCAGACAGGAGCGGCCUGGUCCACGUUGGAGAUGAACUCCGAGAAGUGAACGGGAUCACAGUCCUGCACAAGCGGCCCGAUGAGAUCAGCCAGAUUCUGGUCUGUGCUGCAUGCCUGCUAGGGACAUGGUGGGUCUUCAUACACCCAGAGCAGGGUGCUUCCCGGAGCCAGCACAGAUUCUGGCUUAGCUUUGCUGUUGUCCUGAGGAGGUGGCAGGCAAAGUGGCCUUAUGGUGUGCCCCUAACAGUGUGCCCGGGGCAGGGCGUGGGGGCAGGAGGAGGGGAACUUCCCUUCCAUCUGCAUCUCUUAGACCCUGUCCCCUGGUUCCCUUUCACAAGGCCCCUCCUGGGUCCAGGUCCUGCGUGUGAAUCCUGGCUCUGCCUCCUUCUAGGUGUGCAACCUUGGGCAAGUUAUCAAAUCCUGUCAGUUUCCAUUUCCUUUUCCUUAGCGUUGGGUUAGAGAUGCUUUCUCAACCAAUGUGUGGUUAUCAUUGGGAUGCCAACAUCUGGAAAAGGGUAAAGCCCUUCCGAACUGUAAGGGGAUUUCCAGGUAUUAAAUGCUGGGCUGAAAACAACCCCCAUAGUCCCUUCUGGGGAGUGGGAGUCAAAACUGAAAUUGUGAAAAGCCCCAAUCAUAGCUUGGUCCCCUUUGUACUCAGGAAUCCUUCCACAACCUGAUACUCUUUGCUAACUUCGGAUGGUUUGGGGGGCAGAAACAGAAUGGGAUCUGAAGAGAGGAGGCCCACUGGUUAUGUUGGGCCCCUGGCAUUGGGCUGCAGCGUCUCUGUAGAUGUGGGGGAAGGGAGCUCCUAGAAAGCUGGGUGUGGCCUGAGAUUGGAGGGCAGUUGGGGGAGAUGGAAGCUAAGAGGGACAGAGACCAGCCCCAGAUCAGGUAGUAGAGAGGGAAAGGAAAAGGAAAUACCUGAAAUGGGUUGUUCAGAUGCCCCAAGAGAAAAGCAAGGAAGGGAGCCCUCUGGGGCCUUAGCGGUCAGAAGGGACUGAGAAUCGGAAUUCAACACGCAGUGUCCUUGGGUUCUCAUGGAAAGUCUUUCGUCCCUUUGUCUUUUGAAAAUACAACUACCAACACCCCACUGCUAAAUUUGAACUGGCUUAAAAAUAUUAAAAAUACAAAAACAUACAAUGACUUGGUUACUAAGUUUUGCUUUAGUUAAUUCAACCGGGCUACCAUCCUAGAAGGGCAGGCCUCAGGGAGGCUGCAAGUCUGACUUUCUGAGCAUCAGUUUUUAGGCCUGGGAAGUAAUAGUUGAAUUCAUGGAGGAGUAGACCUGGCAGGCCAGAAGCUUGUUCUCUCUCG